This is a messenger RNA of Cuscuta campestris, 588 nucleotides long. The record is from the annotation of a GenBank genome assembly. NCBI's taxonomy places the organism in Eukaryota, Viridiplantae, Streptophyta, Magnoliopsida, Solanales, Convolvulaceae.
CGGAGAGUCGGUUAUGUGCACAAGAAUGAACAUACAUCACAAACUGAGGAAUGCCCAGAUUACUUCCGGUGGAUCCAUGAAGACCUGAAGCCAUGGAAAGUUACAGGAAUCACAAGGGAGAUGGUUGAAAGAGCUAGAGAAGUAGCACACAUUAGAGUGAUUGUAGUGAAAGGUGUAUUGUAUGUGGAGAAGUAUAAACAGGCUUUCCAAACAAGGGACAUGGUCACACUAUGGGGGAUUUUGCAGCUUAUCGCAUUGUACCCGGGUAGGAUCCCGGAUUUGGAUAUGAUGUUUGAGUGUGGUGACAAGCCCGUUAUACAUAAACGGGCCCACGACACAACCAAACAGGGUUUUGCUCCUCCACCGGUGUUUCGCUACUGUAGUGAUGAAUGGAGCUAUGACAUUGUGUUUCCUGAUUGGUCCUUCUGGGGUUGGUAAAUGCAUACCAUCACACUUCCUAAAGCUAAAAUUGAUGUUAGUGUGGUAUCAAAGCUUGUUAAGUUCAAAGAGCAAUUUUGUAGGCCGGAGCUCAAAAUAAAGCCUUGGGAAAUCUUGAAGAAAGAGUUGCAAGAAAGCAAUGAUGUGAUG